UCGCAGUCCGUCGCGUGUCGCGUAGCUGAAGAGCGGGUCUCCAAAGUUGGUGGCGGCAGUUUCCUUCGCGGGGAGGGUGGGGGGGGAAGAUAUAUUUUUUAUUACUGAACUCACUAUUCACGCUUUCACCUGGAAUCAUACAUUUUAUACGGGCCGCCUGAGGUGAGGCGACAGUUCCAGGUGCAGAAGAAUAAACUACCUGACUGACGGACGUACGGAGUCACAGCGCUAGUCUGUUAGCAACCCGGCAUGUCAUUCAAACAAGCCAACCUGCCUCGCGCCACUACUGCUUUUAUAGUUUUUGCACACCACUAACUUGUGAUAUUAAUCUAAGUUAAAGUUUGAGGUAACUUCUUACUUUCUUUGAGAGCGUUCUGCAUUAAACUUCAAAGGGAGUUUAACAGCUAAGUGAGGAGUAGGGAAUCGUUCCGGGAGACCUGCCAGCCUGGCUGAAGGACUUCAGCGUGUCACUUCGGCGAAAAGGAGGUGAAUGAACCGGCUGAUGUUGAAGCAGCACCAGCCCAGCUCCAGCGGCAGGAAAGCUCUGAAUGGGACUUCAGGCCCUGCAGUAAUGUCUUCCAUGGGCACCGGUACUAACGCCAGCAGAGUGACAGCAGGAAGGAGCCGAAACUCAGUGAAACCGCCCUCCCAGGUGUCUCCGGUGUUUGAUGGAGUCUACAACAACGCCAGGAUGCUGCACUUCCUCACAGCUGUUGUGGGCUCUACCUGCGACAUCCGUGUGAAGAACGGAAGUGUUUACGAGGGCAUCUUCAAGACCCUUAGCUCCAGGUGUGAGUUGGCUGUGGAUGCAGUGCACCGCCGAUGUGAGGAGAGUGGUGGGGACAUUUCCUCAGGGCCGCCUCGGAGAGAGGAGAUUACUGAUACCAUGGUGUUCAGCCCCUCUGACCUGGUGACUAUGACCUGCAGAGAUGUGGACUUGAACUUCGCCACACGAGACUCCUUCACAGAUUCCGCAAUCAGCUCAUCCCGAGUGAACGGUGAGCACAGAGAGAAGGUCCUGCAGCGGUGGGAUGGCGGUGACAGCAAUGGGGACAGCUACGAGCUGGAGGCUGACGCUUCAAACGGUUGGGAUGCCAACGAGAUGUUCCGCUACAACGAGGAAAAUUAUGGCAUCAAGUCAACAUACGACUCCAGCCUCUCUAUGUACACGAUGCCUUUGGAGAAGGGCAACUCAGAAGGCUACCGCCAGCGGGAGGCCAGGGCCACCCGCAUAGCCAAUGAGAUUGAGUCCAGCCCCCAGUACCGGCACCGCCUGGCUCUGGAAAACGAGGAUGGCAAAACUGAGGAAGAGAAGUACAGUGCUGUAGUGCAUGAGCGGGACAGCGGGGAGAGGGAGAGAGGCCAGGAGAGCCCCAACACAAGCAACAGCAGGGAGGGCAAGUAUGUCCCCAUACCCCAGCGUGUCAGAGACAUGGGGAUAUCAGCAAGCAGUAUGAGGACAGAUCGCGAAAGGGAAAGGGCCAGUGGAGGAGGGCAUCCUCCUGUCCCUAGUCGUGUAGGCGGUCCUCAUACCAGUCGGCCCACUAUACCAAACUCCACCUCCAAACAUACUCCACCAAGCCCUGGCUGUCAGCCUGCAGCUCCUUCAGAACGGAAUAGCCCCCACCAGAGGGGAGGUGCCAGUGCGGCUAGCCCUUUUGCUUCUACUUCUCAAUCCCGAUCCACAGAGGCCCCCAUUGCUCCUGCUACCAGUCCCCCUGCCUCACAUCCCCUUGUGAACCCAGAGCCGUUGUUCGAGUCACCCAGGCCUGUAAAUGGAUUGUCACCUAGAAUGUCACCUAAAGCUCAGAGACCCACAGAAAACAGCAGGAACCUGAGGGCCUCUAGCACUCAUGUGGCCUCUGCAGCCUCUUUCUGCAUACUGGUAGUACUAGCCUCACGAUCUCCAAAAUCCACUAUCUCUUCUCAAGACUCCCCUCCUGCUCAGUCUUACCUGGACACCACGUCUGUCACCAUGGCAACCGCAAAACCUUCUGGCCCAGCCCCUCUCUUCCCAGUGGAUGUGAAUGAGAUCCUCAGCUCUGCAGGACAGGAGCGAACAGCAGAGUGUGCGACGAGCCCAUCUGAUGCCAAGAGCAAUAAAGUUCAGCACAGAUCCCAGAUAGAAGAACUUCGGAAGUUUGGCAAAGAAUUCAGACUGCAGGCCAGUGGUGGGAUCCCCUGUGAUCCCAGCAGCAGUGCAGCCACACCCAGUGACACUGCCCCACUUGGCCCCGUUGACUCCACCUCAGCUACAGACUCCAAGCCAAGCGUACAGCCGGAGCCUCCUCACGCCCUGACUGUUGAGGAAGAUGUUGCAGUGGGAAACGAGGAGACUGUGGUCGUGGCCUCAGCCUUAACACAGUCUGUUGUUGCAGACAGGCAGUCUCCAUUGAUGCUUCAGCCAAUCAGGACCCCAGGUGGUGAAGAAGCUAGACAGGAAGUGGCAGAAAGGGCAGAGGAAGUGAUAGAUCAAGUGAAGAGAUCCACUCUGAACCCCAACGCCAAGGAGUUCAACCCCAGCAAGGUGUUGAUGUCACUGUUUAAGCCCACCUCAGCCCCGACGCCACCCCGGCACACCCCGAACAGCCCCUCAGUGUUGUUGCAGACUCAGCCAGGCCAGGGGGCAAUAUACAGCUCCCCAUACCUGUCCUACAUGUCCCCAAUACAGAUCCAGAGCCAUUCUGUACAGGCCCCCCAGGUAUACCAUUACAUGUCCACAGUGAGCCAAGGAAAAUACCCCAGAGCCAAGGGCUCCGUGGUGACUCCACGUCCUGAGCACAGUUCCUCAGCGCCCCCUAUGCUUCAGGCCGGCCCAUCUCUGGUGGCUUCACCUUACCCGCAGUCCUACUUGCAGUACGGUCCCCAGCAGUAUGGGCAGCAGGUGCUGCCAGCCAUGGGUCACUAUCCUGGGCAGCCCAUGUACUCCAUGCUGCAGAGUGGGACUCGCAUGCUGGGCUCCGGUGGACACGCUCAGGCACUGGGCCCUGCUGGGCCUCCGUACCCAGGGCAGAGCGAGGGCCCCCCUGCACCACAGCCAGCUCUGUAUGCUCCUCAGAGCUUCUCGCACCACCCACCACAGCCCUCCAGCACCCCAACAGGCAGCCAGCCCCCCCAGCACACAGGCCCUGCCCCUGGCCAGUCUGCGCAGGCUGGCCCCCAGGCCCAGUCGCUGUAUGGGCCUCUUUCUGCACCCACCCCUCCCAACAUGCCCCCAGGACACACUUCCCCCCAGGGUUCUUACCCCCUGCAGGGCUACAGUCUGCAUGGACCUCAGCCCAUCCAUCACACAUACCCCUCACUGGGGCAGCUGGCCCAGGCUCAUGUGCCUGGCACUUUGGCUGGUCCCCACCACUCGGGAACACACGGUGGAGUGAUGCUGCUUCAUGCUCCUUCAGCCCAGCAGGCCCCCAGCUCUGGCCCCCAACAUCCGCAGCACGCCCCACCCCCACAGCAGGGAGCCCACCCUCACUACGCCUAUAUCGGACCCCCCUCAGCUGUGCAGGUGCAGGCCCAUGCCCCGCAGCAGCUCCCUUUCCAUCCCCCAGGGAACUGAAGCGCACAAGAGGGGGCAUGAGACCAUUGCGGAGGGACCAGAGUUCUCUCAGCAAGACCACCGACCACCCCACCCCCCACCCCCCAUCCCGCGCCCCUGCCUUCCAGCGGCCUCAACAUGUGUAGUUUCCAGGCUUGAGCCCAGCAGCUCUCAGAUCAGCACAGUGUGUAAGCUUAGCAUCACAAAUCCCCAACAUACACACACUCAGCCACAUGCAGCUCGCUCUCAUGUUCCUCUUGUUGCAGAGGGGAAAAGUGAGUGGAGGUAAAACUGAAAUAAAUAGGGUUUUUGUCUUUUAAUCUGUUAAUGUGUUUUUAAUGGGCCAGAAGCAAACGGACAGGCUGCUGUCCAGUGUCCUUGUUGCUGAGAGGAGCGACCGUGUUUCAGUAAACAAGGUCCCAUGUGGACAGGAGCAAACUGAACUGUGUUGUCUACAUGUGAGAGGGGAAGGCCAAGGAAUUGAAGAGAGAUGAGUUUGUUUUGGGUUUUUUUUUUUUUUUUUUUCCCCCCCUCGCUUCCCAGUCCUCAUUCUGUCUC
This is a messenger RNA of Scleropages formosus (Asian bonytongue), 4093 nucleotides long. It is a transcript of the gene atxn2l, whose product is annotated as ataxin 2-like. Gene Ontology annotation, biological process: cytoplasmic stress granule assembly. The record is from RefSeq and is a predicted model, not a curated record. The transcript has 23 exons. Gene Ontology annotation, molecular function: mRNA binding. Lineage: Eukaryota; Metazoa; Chordata; Actinopteri; Osteoglossiformes; Osteoglossidae. Gene Ontology annotation, cellular component: cytoplasmic stress granule. The coding region runs from base 491 to 3556 and encodes 1021 amino acids.